Messenger RNA from Spea bombifrons (plains spadefoot toad), 1082 nucleotides. It is a transcript of the gene CRIPT, whose product is annotated as CXXC repeat containing interactor of PDZ3 domain. Gene Ontology annotation, biological process: cytoplasmic microtubule organization. NCBI's taxonomy places the organism in Eukaryota, Metazoa, Chordata, Amphibia, Anura, Pelobatidae. The coding region runs from base 103 to 408 and encodes 101 amino acids. Gene Ontology annotation, cellular component: dendrite. Gene Ontology annotation, molecular function: microtubule binding; PDZ domain binding. The transcript has 5 exons. The record is from RefSeq and is a predicted model, not a curated record.
UGGAUUCUGGCAUUGGUUGGUCGGAAUCAGGAAGUGACGCUAGAAGGAAGGCCGUUUGUUUACAAUCACGGCAGCGGCCGCGAGUGGGUUUCGUGGGUGAACAUGGUGUGCGACAAAUGUGAGAAGAAACUGGGGACGGUUAUCACGCCAGAUACAUGGAAAUCCGGUGCAAGGAAUACAACAGAGAGCGGAGGUCGCAAAUUAAAUGAAAAUAAGGCACUGACCUCAAAGAAAUCACGGUUUGAUCCCUAUGGAAAAAAUCGCUUUGCAGUUUGUCGCAUCUGUAAAAGUUCAGUUCACCAGGCAGGGUCACACUACUGCCAGGCAUGUGCCUAUAAGAAGGGUAUCUGUGCAAUGUGUGGGACCAAGGUUCUGGACACUAAGAACUACAAGCAGACCUCUGUUUAAAUUCUAAUCCUGGGGAUUAUGACUUUAUGACUGUCUGAAAAUGUAAAUAGACCAGGAUUUAAUUGCUCUUUGUUGGCUUCUGUUUCUCUUCUUAUUAACUCAAUGCACUCGCUUUAUAUCUUUUGGAUAUUUUUUAAGGACUAUUAAAUUUGUGUGAAAAUAAUGAACAUCACGUCAAGGCGGGUAUAAUGGCUUCUAGAAUUUUAAUUUAUCUGUUAUAACUGGUGUUUCAUACCAAUAUUCAUUAGUUUUCAUUAUUUAUUUAGGUUUUGACCCUGUGACCCAAACAAUGAUGGAUAAUAUAGUGUCUCUCCCUCAAAUAAACCACCAGGACAAACGUGUACAGUGGAUACAUUUAUACAUCAUGAAGGCCCAACCCUGGCAAGCUUUUCUGCUGCAAGAAGAGCAUGCCCGGCCCUGUAUAAUGUAUAGUUUAAUCAGAUGAGAUUAGUCCAGUCUCCUGGACUAGUCCAGACUAAGGUCACUCUGAAUUUAGCCAGGUGAGAUUAGUCCAGUCUUGAAUUAUGCAUUAUAUAGGGCCACGUCUGCCCUUCUUGCUGGUGUUUGAUCUUAGCACUCAAUGACAGAACUGCUUAUGGAUCUAGCGACUGUAUUUACUGGUUUCCACUUUUUUCUGUAUUUGUGUGCCAUUAAACAUUUAAUAAACCGUUCUA